Molecule: messenger RNA, 994 nt
Organism: Colletes gigas
Lineage: Eukaryota; Metazoa; Arthropoda; Insecta; Hymenoptera; Colletidae
Exons: 3
Coding region: 1-756 (251 amino acids)
Source: RefSeq, a predicted model, not a curated record
AUGUCAAACGACAUUGAACUGUUGCUGAAGAUCUCCUGCUACCUCCUCCUUGCUCUGCUGAUCCAAAUCACGAGCUACGGAAGUGCCAAUAAGAGACGAGUGCACUUGAAGAUCCUCGUGCCAGACAUCAUCAAGCACCACAUUCACACGAAGGUGGUGUUCGUGCAUCUGCACAAGCCAGCAUCCAAAAAGCCAAAGACCAACCACAAGGAGCAUCACCAGGAGAACUGGAGCUCCUGGAGUUAUGGUCGUCACCAUGAUUACAACGACGAGCACGAGUACGAGCACUCAGACGAUCACGAGGAUCAACAUGAUCGCGAAAAGGUGGAAACAGAGAAGCCUCAGACUCACAAAAUCCGACAGAAGCUUCCUUCGUACCACAAAGAUUCCUAUUUUCCACAAUCGUACGUCGAGGAUAACAACGUGGAGCCUAAUCCUGGUCGGCAGCAUGGUCAGUACGCCGUUCACGAGGACGUGAACGACAUUCCUCCUAACAGGGAAGUUUUGUCUUACAAUUACGAGGAAGGGUACAAGAAGGGUUUAGAGACUGAGAGUGGACAUAUUCGAACUGGACAGACGAACAAGUUUCACGAGGAUCAGCACGAGGAACAGGAUGAAGCUGGGCACGAUGGAUUCAGGGAGGAUUUCCACGAGAAAACCGACGCUGGAAGAUACCUGGUCGACGACGUGGAGUACGAAAAUACUAGGGACAAACGGGAGGGAGGUCGAAGACUUCGACGAAUUAAAGGGGCGUAGAUUUUUGGAAAAUCAAAUGUGUAUAUAGCUUUGUAGAUAAAUAUUUUAAUUAUCGCGAGUGUCAACCUUUUCAGGGACGAGUUUAUACUUAUCGAUACGCGUUAUCUUUAUAAUAUUUGAAAGAUGAACAAGAUAAUGAUAUUGAUAUAAAAAGAAAGUAUGGUUUACGAACACUUUUCUUUUGUUUAAAAUAUUAUCGAUAUAUAGUAGAUUUUAGGCAUUUAUGACGCUUGCUAUU